This is a messenger RNA of Colletotrichum scovillei, 4369 nucleotides long. RefSeq lists its product as uncharacterized. Gene Ontology annotation, cellular component: nucleus. The record is from RefSeq and is a predicted model, not a curated record. The transcript has 3 exons. Gene Ontology annotation, biological process: aromatic amino acid catabolic process; positive regulation of transcription by RNA polymerase II. Gene Ontology annotation, molecular function: DNA-binding transcription factor activity, RNA polymerase II-specific; zinc ion binding. The coding region runs from base 732 to 3872 and encodes 1046 amino acids. NCBI's taxonomy places the organism in Eukaryota, Fungi, Ascomycota, Sordariomycetes, Glomerellales, Glomerellaceae.
CCAGAGCCGAGUGCGAAGCAGAGCAAAACGCACGAGUACCCAUACGCCCUGUGUCUGAGAAUUGUCUCUGAGAAAUCCAGACGAAGGAAUCGCAGCUUGACCUCCAGUUUGGUGAGGGACGCAGGCGCAACGUCCUUGCCCAGCCAAGAGAGGUACUUGCCUCACGUACUGCGUAGAGACUUGGGUACGUAUCUGCAGUUGGUCUGUUGCACCUGCCUACCUGAAGUGCCUUAGGUACAGUACGUGAGUACAGUACGUGAGUACAGUAAGUGAGGUGUACAAAGGUACCUUACGCAGAAGAGCUCCUUCUCACCUUAUCCACGUCCCCCAACCCCGCACCAGGUGGACACCAGAGGAAGGUAAGCUCCCUGCCCCAGCCCACCUCGAGGCAAGUGCCAACCAACCCCAAUGGCCCCAAAUGCAACUUGCAAGCCGCAGCGUUGCAAAAAAACGAAAAAAGAUGCGAGGACAAAAAAGCACUGACCACCACCCCCAAAAGGACCACCCAGCUGUCCCAAAGGUCCCAGAGGUCCCAGACUCCCAGCACCCAGCGUGGACCGACAAAAACCACCCACGCCCCGCCCGUGGUGGCUGUAAACCCGUCUUUUUCCCCUCCAUAAACCCGUUGCAAACCGACCUGACCGAUUCUAUCCAUCAAAGAAACGUCGACCGAGUAGAGCCAUCCAUCACCCUACGAUUGCAGCGAGACUGCCCCCCUUCGCCGGCCCAUCAUGGCCCAAUACCACAACACGGCUGCAUCCAACCUGAGCCCGACGACCUCCGGCAAUCCCUCCACUGCUACCGCGACUGCAAACGCUGCCGCCGCCGCCGCCGCUGGCCAGGCUUCCGCCCCCCAGCACAAACGCGUUUAUCAAGCCUGCAUCCCGUGCCGUCGGAGAAAGGUCCGUUGCGAUCUGGGCAGCGUCGAUAAUCCCCACGAUCCCCCCUGCGUACGAUGCCGUCGCGAGAGCAAAGAAUGUUACUUCAGCGCAACAAGGAGGAAGCGCAAGGCCGAGGACGGCGAGGAUCCCGAGCCCGAGGAUGUCGACGACUACACAAUCCGCAAUGGCCGUAAGCGCGUUCACGUCAGCGGCAGCCCGCCCGUCGCCAUCGACAAACGCCUCUACAGCGAGGUGCCCUUGACUCCAGGAGGCUCCAUGGGCAGGACCCAACCUCUGCGCCGCCCUACAGAUGGUGGUACCCCGAGCACCACGAGCCAGGCCGACAGCCGUCAGCGGAGCGACUACGUCGUCGACGAUGAGCCCAACGCCCAGCUCGAGAACCGCGAGGCCCAGGACCUCAUGCGACCUGGUGUCUACGGACCCCACGAUGCUUUGGAUCUGCUGUACAAGGCGGCUACGGAUAGGUCAGUCCAGCUCAGCCAUACCCAAGACGCGGCUGCUUACCACCCCCCGGCUCACAGCCCUGUGACCAACAACCACAAGCGUCACGAAAGCGUCGCUUCCAUACCCGCCAUACCACAGCAGCCCGUCAUCGUCACGCCCGGCGCGACCAUGAAGCCCGUGGGCAAUGGCAAUAUACGGCCCUCGGUUCCCGUCGCUCUUGAGCCGCAACCCAUUGACCCGGCUCUGACGAGACGUGAUCUCUCCGGUGAGCCCGGCUACCAAGACGCCAUCAAGGCCUGGGGGAGGUUUAGGUUUGUCAGAGCCGGCUGGUUUUCCGCACAGGAGGCCAUUGACUACAUUGACUACUACUACGAAUACCUGUCACCACUUACACCAAUCUCUCCACCGACCUUCCGCAAUCCUGCAUCUCACAUCACCUUGCUCACGGAAGAGCCCAUCCUCACCAUCACACUGCUCACCAUUUCCUCGAGGUAUCGCAAGAUUCCCGGCACAGGUGGCCAAUGUCGGUCCAACGCCAUCCAUGAGCAGCUCUGGACAUAUCUCCGGGGCAUGAUUGAGAGGUGCCUGUGGGGUCAAGAGGCAUUCGGGGGUGGGGUCGCAGCUAUGGCCGGUGCCUCAUCUGUUCCUGACGAUCAAACAAGCAGCACAGCGCCCUGGCGUGGAAUGCGAAAAGGCAGUCUGCGAACCCUGGGGACCAUUGAGUCACUGAUGAUUCUCACAGAGUGGCACCCAAGAGCCCUCCAUUUCCCGCCAGCUGAGGCCAUUGACGAGCUCAUGCUUCCGUCAUACGAAGGCAGUGAUCUGAUCAGCACAGACGAGCACGGCAAUCAGCGACCAUCCGCUAAUAUCGGCGGGAAGAGACUCGACAGCUGGCUCGAACCAGCCUGGAGAAGUGACAGAAUGUGCUGGAUGCUUCUCAGCACCGCCAUGGGUCUCGCAUACGAGCUUGGUGUGUUUGACGACAUCGAUGAACUGCUGCGCGACGGUGCCAUCUCCCGCCCCGAGUACGAGGAAGAGGUGUACCGUCAACGGGCGUACCGCAUCAAGCGCCUUCUGUUGAUCUAUCUGUCCCAGCUCGCCGGUCGUCUUGGUUGGACAAGCAUGGUACCUGAGGCUUUGCGCAAAAGCGAUCCGGCGGUAACCCGUCGCCGCCCAACAUCCACAGAGGGCACAACACCUGGCACUAACCCGUCAUCCAUGUCAAAUGCCUUCAACUACAUCCCGGACCUGGAGCUCGAUGAUCAAAUAAUACAUUGCUGGGCUGGUAUAAGCAAUGCGAUGCACAUUGGCAACGAAAAGUUUUUCAAAUCUCGCAAGCACACCACCGAUAUCAUCCAGAGCGGGAAGUACACUGAGAUGCUCAAAGACUUCCAUCCGCUGCUCCAGGACUGGUGGAAAGAAUUUGAGCGCUUCAGGUUACCGCCUUAUAUCAGACACAUUCUGACCAUCGAGUAUGAGUAUGUACGUAUCUACGUCAACUCACUCUCUCUGCAAGCUGUCGUUGAACGGUGUACCAAUAACGCUGGUCACACGGCGCAUGCGGGACACGGCACCCAUGGCAACCAUAACGCCGGGAGCGCGGCACAACUGUCCCCCCAGACGCAAAACUACUUUGGUAAGCUGCCUCUGGGACAGCUGGGUGGCUUCGGCGCCAGUGAUCAGGAGUACAUCAAAGAGGUCAUCAGCGGCUGUCGCAACUUGCUUCGGACGGUUGUGGAAGGUCUCUUGCCGGGCGAUUAUCUCAAGCAUGCCCCCGUGCGGACAUACUUCCGCAUCAUCAGUGGUGCCAUGUUCCUGCUCAAGACCUUUGCUCUUGGUGCCCCACGAUCAGACGUCAAGCUCAGCAUUGACCUGAUGGACGAGACUGUCAAGGCACUCCGCAAUUGCAUUGUUGACGAUGUUCACCUGGGAAUUCGAUUUGCAGAUCUCCUCGACUCCCUGACAAGCCGGCUCCGCAACCGUUUCAUUCAGGCUCCUGCUUUAGGACUCGGGUCUGCGGAUGGAAGGAGCCCGGAUCCCCACGGGGUUACCAACGGCACCGCUGCCAACGGCCAAUCGAUCGGCGGUCCCGAUGGUCAAUCAUGGGCGAACCACGCCUCAAAGUUACGUGACGGGCUCAACGCGCAUGAUGACCCUGCCAACAUUUCCGCUACACCCUUCGACCUCAGCACUGGGACCUUUCCCUAUCCCUCAGGCUCGGCCUCAGUACUGGGCCCGUCCACGCCGGCACCAGCGCCCGAGAACGGCGGAGCCACAAACACGACCAACAACGCACCGUCAUCUACAACGGGAGGCAUGGAAGGCCUCUUCGACUCGACUGACUGGAACAACCCAGGCAACGAGAUGUGGUACCUGCCGCCCGGGCCGGCAUUUUUCCAAAAUAUGGACAACACGGCUGUCGCCAUGACGGCCGAGGGUGUCAACGUCGGCGGUCUCGAUCUCCUCGAGUACAUGGCCAUGGACACCGGCUUUCCCGUUCUUGAUGGUCCUUCAUCGUUUCCCUGAACCAGGCAGGAGCAAAACGCAACGAAGAAGAAUUCAACAAAAAAGCACACUUUCAAAAAAACAAAAAGGUGGGGAUCUAAAGAAGACAAAACAAGAUAAAACGGCAUCCGCAAGGUGUGACUAUCAUUUAUACACAAAAUUGGGAGCAACGGGGCGCGGGAAAACUGCAAAAUGAGGGGAAACGGGCGACGAAACUGCCUCGAAAGAAAGAUAACGGACCGGCUGGCUAAUGUAGCGAUUAUAUUCUUGAUUUUCUCAUUUCUUACCAAUUACACACGACCCGACAAAGUGGUCAAGGUCACGCGGUUACGCAAGCAACACCCAUGAAAUUUAAAGGCAAAGGCUGUUCUCCGUUGCAUUGCACCUGGAUUACCUUUUCCAUCGAAAUCAGCACGGCUUAUGAGAAUAUGGUCUCAGAUAUACCCUUUUUUAUCAUACUUUGCCAUCUUCAACUCGGAUGCUCAUUUAGCAAGAUAGCCUCCGAUUUAUAGUGCGGG